Messenger RNA from Emys orbicularis (European pond turtle), 6770 nucleotides. It is a transcript of the gene PRRC2A, whose product is annotated as proline rich coiled-coil 2A. The coding region runs from base 213 to 6770 and encodes 2185 amino acids. NCBI's taxonomy places the organism in Eukaryota, Metazoa, Chordata, Testudines, Emydidae. Gene Ontology annotation, biological process: cell differentiation. The record is from RefSeq and is a predicted model, not a curated record. The transcript is spliced from 32 exons.
ACGCCGAGGCUCCCACAUCGGGCCCUGGAAAAAAAAAUAAAACAAGGGGGGGGGGACCCGCCGUAAUCCGCAUCCAUCCUCCGCCUGGCGCCCCCAUCCGCUCUCGGGAAGCCCGUAUCCGGAUAGAGCGGACCGAGCCCGAUCCGAAGAGACAGAGGCACGUUUCGCGAGGCGCCAGGAGGAACCAACGUACUCAAUGACCUUCCAGCGCGAUGUCAGAUCGUUUGGGGCAAACAGCAAAGGGGAAGGAUGGAAAAAAGUAUUCGUCGCUCAACCUGUUUGAUACGUACAAGGGAAAGUCCUUAGAGAUUCAGAAACCAACAGUAGCCCCUCGCCAUGGCUUGCAGAGUCUCGGGAAAGUUGCCAUUGCCCGGCGUAUGCCACCCCCUGCGAACCUGCCAAGCUUAAAAGCGGAAAACAAAGGCAAUGACCCCAACGUCUCACUAGUACCAAAAGACGGGACAGGAUGGGCAAGCAAGCAGGAACAGUCAGACCCAAAGAGUACCGAUGCCUCGACAGCUCAGCCGCCGGAAUCGCCGUCGCCGCCGGCUUCACAGACGUCUGCCUCAAACCCACCGAAACGACCCCCAACAGCACCCGAGAAUCCCCCUACAGUAGCAAGCGGGGUAAAGUCUUGGGCACAGGCCAGCGUUACCCAUGGAGCGCAAGGAGAUGGUGGAAAGGGAUCAAGCCUACUGUCGCGAUUCUCUCGCGAGGAAUUUCCGACCCUGCAGGCGGCUGGAGACCAGGACAAAGCUGGCAAAGAAAAGGACACUACCGAUGCGUCGUAUGGGCCCGGACCAAACCUCCGCCCCCAGAAUGCGACGAGCUGGCGGGAUGGAGGCGGGCGGGGCACUGACGGGGAGGUGCCCGAGCAGCACCCCGGAGCCCCCGACGGGCGGGCCGGGGUGGGCAUGCAGGCCUCCGCCCCGCCCCACUUCCCUCCCUACCGGGGCAUGAUGCCACCAUUCAUGUACCCCCCGUACCUCCCGUUCCCGCCUCCGUAUGGGCCGCAGGGACCUUACCGCUACCCCACCCCGGACACACAGAGGUUCCCGCGGCUGGCUGGGCCCCGCCCCUCGCAGCCCCCCCAGCGCGCGGCGGAGCCGGUGAGCCGCCCGCCCGUGCUCCGGCAGGACGAUCUGAAGGAGUUCGACGAGCUGGACCAGGAGAACGACGAAGGCUGGGCAGGCGCGCACGAGGAGGUGGAUUACACCGAGAAGCUGAAAUUCAGCGACGAAGAGGACGGCAAAGAGUCUGACGAGGAAGGGGCCGAGAAACACCAGGACAGCGAGGGGCCGGGCCCCGAGGGCAAGAAGGCCAGCAGCCCCAAGGAGGAGCUGCCCCCUGUCAAGGCGGCCUGGGCCGAGGGCUCCCGCCCCCCGGAGGGGGCCAAGGAACCGCCCGCCGCCCCCGCACCUCGCCCCCCGCCACCGCCACCCCCACCCCCCAACCGGGGCAACUGGGGGCAGCCCAACGACUUCCCAGCGGUGGGAGGUGCCCGUCUCCCCCUGACCCCCACCUCCCCCCAGGCGCGCCCCCCGGCACCGGAGGACGAGGAUGAGGCGUGGCGCCAGCGGCGGAAGCAGUCCUCCUCAGAGAUCUCGGCGGCGGUGGAGCGGGCGCGCCGGCGGCGGGAGGAGGAGGAGCGCCGCAUGCAGGAGGAGCGCCGGGCCGCCUGCGCCGAGAAGCUCAAGCGCCUGGACGAGAAGUUUGGGGCCCCCGACAAGCGCCUCAAAGCCGAGCCCCCCAAGGAAGCGCCCGCCCCCCCGCCGCCGCCCCCUGCCCCGGCCGUCGCCAGCCCCCCGGCCGCUGCCGCCCCCCCGGCCCCUGCCCCCCCAGAGGAGACAAGAGACCAGGAGGAGCCAGCCCCGGUCAGCAAACCCGGCAGCAGCACCAGCGGCAGCUUCGACGCCGGGCUAGCCGAGCCCCCUGUGGCGCCCGCCCCCAAGGAGGUGCCCGAGGUCCCGGAUGAGCCAGUGGUGGUGCCGGCCCCCCCUGUGGCCCCUGCCAUGCCCAAGACAGAGCCCAAGGGCGAGACUGUGGUGCCACCGCGCCAGCCGCCCCUGGCCCAGAACCUGGGCUACUCCAAGUACCAGAAGUCUCUGCCGCCCCGGUUCCAGCGGCAGCAGCAGGAGCAGUUGCUGAAGCAGCAGCAGCAGUGGCAGCAGCAGCACGGGCCGCCCCCGGUGCCCGCCUCCCCCCAGCAGCAGGUGGCAGCGGCUUCCCUGGCGGGCCUGGGCCCCUCGCCCGGUAUCCACCCUCCACAGGGGGCGGGGCAGCAGCAGGCCCCGCCCCCCCAGCAGCAGGCCCCACCCAAGGCCAUGUACCCGGGCUCCAUGGGGCGCCCCCCACCCAUGCCCCAGAUGAACUUUGACCCCCGCUGGAUGGUGAUCCCGCCCUACAUGGACCCGCGCAUGAUGCAGGGGCGGCCGCCCAUGGACUUCUACCCGCCCGGGGUGCACCCCUCUGGCCUGCUGCCCCGCGAGCGCUCGGACAGCGGGGGCUCCAGCUCGGAGCAGUUUGAGCGCCACCCCCAGAUCCUGCGGGAGCGGGGCACCCCGCCCAUGGACCCCAAGCUGGCCUGGGGGGGAGACGUCUUUGCCGCCGACCCCCGGCCCCUGGCCUCGCCCCUCCGGCAGCCAGAUGAGGAGGAGAAAGGCCUGCGGAGUGAGACGCCCCCUGUCCGCCUGCGGGAGGCCGCCACCCCCCAGCCCUACGUGGGCAGCUACCCGGCCUUCGCUGAGAAUGGCGCCCCGGCCCCCCUGCACCGCUUCCCGGGAGAUGAGCCCCGCCCGGGGGGGCCCUGGCCAGCCAGCCUCGCCCUGCCCCCCAACGCUCCAGGGGAGCUGGCCAGGAACGGGCGCCCCGAGCCCCUGGCCCAGCCCCCCCAGCGCCAGCCGGAUGAGAAGCCCCCCAAUGCCGAGGAGCCCAAGGAGCCCCUGGCGGCGCCCAAGAAACCCCCCAAGGAGGAGCCGGCCCUGCCUCCCAAGGAGGAGCCGGCCCUGCCCCCCAAGGAGGAGGCGCCGCGCCGGGCCGAGCGCCCCUCGCGCCAGCCGCACGACUUCCACCGGCCACCACGGCGCGAGGCCAAGACAGAGACACGCUGGGGCCCCCGGCCGGGCAGCAGCCGGCGGGCGGAUGAGCCGCCAAGCGGCGAGAAGCCCCCACGCAGAGCCGGGCCCAUCAAGAAACCUGCGCCCCCCAAGGAGGAGGCUGAGGAGCCGCGCCCCAAAGCCAAAGAGGGCACCGAGCCAGCGGGCGCCAAACCGGACCCACAGCCCGGCCCCAAGGAGCCCCCCAAGCCAGGCAAGGAGGCCAAAGCCAAGGCACUGGUGAACGGCAGCGUGGCGGGGCCCCCCAAGGAGCCACAGGGGGCGCUGUCGCCCACCCGCCGACGCCGGGAGUGCCCCUACGACCGCGGGGGCGGCGGCUACAUGGGGCGCGGGCGCGCCCGGGGGCGGGGGGAGUACUUCGCCCGGGGGCGCGGCUUCCGGGGCGCCUACAGCGGGCGCGGCCGGGGUGGCGGGGGCCGGGGCCGCAGCAGGGAGUUCCGCAGCUACCGGGAGCCAUUCUACCGCCUGGAGGAGGGGCCGGGGCCCCCAGGCGGCGGGGGUGGCGCCCGGCCCCGCAACGCCAGUGAGACGCGCAGCGAGGGCUCCGAGUACGAGGAGAUCCCCAAGCGCCGGCGCCAGCGCGGCUCGGAGACCGGCAGCGAGACCCACGAGAGCGCCAGCGAUGUGGCCCACUCGGACAAGGAGGCGGCCCCGCCCCCGCUGGCCCCCCAGCCCGCCAAGGAGGAGCGGCACCGGGGCCCAGCUGCCCUGCCCCGCUUCGCUGACAAGAUCCCGCCCCGCCUCUCGGAGCCGGGAGCCCGCGGUGGCCGCAUCUUCACCCCCCGCGGCGUGCCCUCUCGGCGUGGCCGUGGCGGGGGGCGCCCCCCAGCCAGCACCUGGAGUCCCCCGGCCAAGCCCCUGCCCGGGAAGAAGCCGGAGAAGCAGGAGCCGGAGGCAGCGCCGGAUUCGCCCGGCAAGGAGAAAGCGGCGCUGGGGCCGGCUCUCCCGGGGCCAGAGGAUCUGGCCGCGUUCCAGGCUCCCCCCAAGCAGCAAGGGCCGCCCCCCAAUGGUGCGGUGGAUCGCAGCUUCGAGCGGCCCCCCCGCCGGCGGCGCCACGGCCGCUCGCAGCAGCAGGACAAGCCGCCCCGCUUCCGGCGGCUGAAGCAGGAGCGGGACAACGCGGCCCGGCUCAAUGGGGAGCAGCGGGGCGGGCCGGGGGCCCCAGCAUACCCGCCACCCCCCGCCCCGGCGGAGGAAACGGCCUCCCGGCGCCCAGCCGGCGCCAAGUCCCCCGACCUGUCCAACCAGAACUCGGACCAGGCCAACGAGGAGUGGGAGACGGCCUCGGAGAGCAGCGACUUCACCGAGCGCCGGGGCGGUGGGCCGGGCGAGAAGGAGCCGGGGGGCCCCCCGCCCCAAGCCUUCCUGAAGGGGGGCGGUGGGGGCGGUGCCCCGUCGCUGGGGGGCCGGGGGGCCAGCACCGACCUGACCCUUGCCCAGCGCAAGGAGAUGUCCAAGCGCAGCUUCUCCAGCCAGCGGCCCGGCAUGGACCGGCAGAACCGGCGCCCCAACCCCGGGCCCGGCAGCGGGGGCAAGGCCGGGGGCCGCGGGGGGCCUGGCGGCGGCCGCGGGGACAAGAGGACCUGGCCCUCGCCCAGGAACCGCAGCCGCCCGGCGGAGGAUCGCCCCCCGGGCCUGAGCCUGCCGCCCGGGCCCACCACCAGCGCCGUCUACCGGCUGGACCACGUGGUGCCCAGCGACCCGGCCGGCAUCCAACAGGCCCUGGCCGAGCUGAGCAAUCGUCACGGUGCCCGCGCCAAGCAACCGCCACCCGGCACCGCCCCCGCCUCGGCUCCCACACCGCCGGCUCCCUUCCCCGCCCACCCGGGCGGCUACAGCCGAGAGCCUCUGUUCAUGGCCAAGGCCCAGCUGCUGCAGUCGGGCGCCAGGGCCCUGGGCGAUGUCCCCGGGGUUAACGGCUUCCUCCCCCGGCGCCGGGACCGGCCCCACAAGCAGGAGGACCCCCUGGGCUAUUCCCACAGCCCCGGCUUCCCCAGCCCCAAGCAGGACCCCCCGGGUGCCCACCUGGGCCAGCGCGGCAGGAGCAGCUCCUCCGAGGGGCUGGCGCCCCACAUCUGGAGCCGGCUGCAAUCCAGUGCCCCCAGGAAAAGCUACCGGCCCAGAUCCGUGGAGCCCUGGAUCGACCCGUUAAAUGCCUUUGAAGACGUCGUCAGCACGGAGAUGAGCCAGUCGGACAGCGGGGUGGAUCUCAGCAGCGACUCCCAGGUCUCGUCCGCCAGCUGCAGCCAGCGCAGCUCCCCCGACGGCGGGCUGAAGGCGACCCCUGAGCCUGGCGUGGGGGGCACACGGGGCACCGAGUCCGUGGCCCCCGGAGCCGAGGGGGCCGCGCCCCAGGAGCAGGGCAGGAGGCCGGCGCCCGCCGACGCCAGCCCUCACAAGGACAAGAAGCCAGCAACCCCCAGCACCGGCCCCCCCAUCCAGUUCGGGGCCAGCGACAAGGACACUGACCUGGGGCUGCUUGUGAGCGAGGGCAACAAACCUGGCAAGGAGCCCCCGGCCCCGGGCCUCACGGAGGGGCUGGUGGGCAUGUCCCGGGAGUGGGAGCUGCUCCCGCCCCCCAGACCCAGCCUGGCCCCCCAGCCCAGAGCCCUGGCCCUGGGGCCGGCCGCCUGCCCCCCUGCGGAGCCCUCGGCGUACUCAGGUGAGAGGGGGCCGAGCCAGCGGCCCUACCCCGAGCUCUUCUACGGCAGCCAGCCCGGCGUGGCCCAGCAGGUGCCCAGCCCCCCCGUGGAGUCCCAGCUCAACGGCAGCUUCCGCCCGGGGACCCCUUCGCUGCAUCCGUACAGAUCCCAGCACUUGUACCUGCAGCCUGGCCCGGCCCCCGGCUCCCCGGCGGCCCCCGUCCUGCCUGGCUCGGCCCUGCUCUCGGGGGUGGCCCUCAAGGGGCAGUACGUGGAGUUCUCGGCCCUGCAGGCGGCCGAGCUGGCCAAGCUGCCGGCCACGGGGCUGCUCUACCAGGCGGCCCCCCCCUUCCUCUACAGCCCCCCCUUCUGCACCAGCCAGCUGGGCCCCGAGCAGCCCCUGCUCCAGAUGCGGCAGGAGCUGAACCCCCCCUCGGAUUUCUACCCCGGCUCCCUGCCGCAGGCCAACCAGAGCAGCUUCCUGCAGGGCCCGGGCCCCGCCCAGCAGAUGUUGCUGCCCAUGGUGGAGUCGCAGCUGCCCCCGGUGGUGAACUUCGGCUCCCUGCAGCAGGGGGCACCAGCUGCCCCCCCGCCACUGCCCCUGGUGCCCGUCACCCCGGCCCUGCGGCCCCCGGGGCAGCUGGCCGGGCGCCUGGUCCCCUCGGCCAUCCGCACCUUCCCCCAUGGCAUGGGGCGCACGGAGCUGCACCCCAUGGAGAUGAAGCCCUUCCCCGAGUACCGGAAGUUGAGCAGUCCUGGGGGUCGAGCCCCAGCGGUGGGCAGAGCCUGCGUGGGCCCCUUCAGCUCCCGCCUCCGGGCUCCAGGAUCCAGCUACGCAGGGGGCAGCCGCAGCCAGCGCCCGGAUGGCGGCUUGCCGGUCUCCCCGUCGGACGUUCUCUGCUGGACCCCCAGGCCCUGGGAGCGCCACCCCCCAGCCCGCGAGGGGCCCCCCGCCCGCCGGCCCCCCAGCCAGAGUGACAAGCAGGAGCCUGGCCUCGCCCACCAGCGCUAG